Molecule: messenger RNA, 5437 nt
Organism: Parus major (Great Tit)
Lineage: Eukaryota; Metazoa; Chordata; Aves; Passeriformes; Paridae
Gene: KIF21B
Product: kinesin family member 21B
Exons: 34
Coding region: 100-4824 (1574 amino acids)
Biological process (GO): mitotic spindle organization; microtubule-based movement
Molecular function (GO): microtubule binding; ATP binding; microtubule motor activity
Source: RefSeq, a predicted model, not a curated record
CCUGGCGAGCCCCAGGUGCUGCUGGGGAAGGACAAGGCCUUCACCUAUGACUUUGUCUUUGACCUGGACACGUGGCAGGAGCGGAUCUACACAACGUGUAUGGGGAAGCUGAUCGAGGGCUGCUUCGAGGGCUACAAUGCCACUGUGCUGGCCUACGGGCAGACUGGAGCAGGGAAGACCUACACCAUGGGCACGGGUUUCGACGUGAGCAUCUCGGAGGAGGAGCAGGGCAUCAUCCCACGGGCCAUCAGCCACCUCUUCAGCGGCAUCGAGGAGCGCAAGCGGGCGGCCCAGAGCCAGGGUGUGGCAGCACCCGAGUUCAAAGUCAGCGCCCAGUUCCUGGAGCUCUACAACGAGGAGAUCCUGGACCUGUUCGACAGCAGCCGCGACCCCGACGCACGCCACCGCAAAUCCAACAUCAAAAUCCACGAGGAUGCCAGCGGGAGCAUCUACACCACGGGGGUCACAUCACGCCUCAUCAGCUCCCAGGAUGAGCUGAUCCAGUGCCUAAAACAAGGAGCUCUUUCCCGCACCACCGCCAGCACCCAGAUGAACGUGCAGAGUUCCCGGUCCCAUGCCAUCUUCACCAUUCACCUGUGCCAGACGAGAGUGUGUGCCCGCCCAGAGCUGGUGAACGAGGAGGUGAGCAGCCUUCUGGAUGGAUCCCAACCUGCUGCUGAGUACGAGACCUUGACUGCCAAGUUUCACUUUGUGGACCUGGCUGGCUCGGAGAGGCUGAAGCGGACGGGCGCCACUGGCGAGAGAGCCAAGGAAGGGAUCUCCAUCAACUGUGGGCUGCUGGCCUUGGGGAAUGUCAUCAGUGCCCUUGGAGACCAGAGCAAGAAAGUCGUGCACGUGCCCUACCGUGACUCCAAGCUCACCCGCCUGCUGCAGGAUUCCCUCGGGGGCAACAGCCAAACCAUCAUGAUUGCCUGCGUGAGCCCCUCUGACCGGGAUUUCAUGGAGACCCUGAACACGCUCAAGUACGCCAACCGGGCUCGCAACAUCAAGAACAAGGUGGUGGUGAACCAGGACAAGACGAGCCAGCAGAUCAGCGCCCUGCGCGCCGAGAUCGCCCGGCUGCAGAUGGAGCUGAUGGAGUACAAGGCAGGCAAGCGGGUGAUCGGGGAGGACGGUGCCGAGGGCUACAGCGACCUGUUCCGCGAGAACGCCAUGCUGCAGAAGGAGAACAGCGCCCUGCGCAUGAGGGUGAAGGCCAUGCAGGAGGCCAUCGAUGCCAUCAACAGCAGGGUCACCUACCUCAUGAGCCAGGAGGCCAACCUGAUGCUGGCCAAAGCAGGUGAUGGAAACGAGGCCAUCGGCACCCUCAUCCAGAACUACAUCCGCGAGAUCGAGGAGCUGAGGACGAAGCUCCUGGAGAGCGAGUCCAUGAACGAGUCCCUGCGCCGCAGCCUCUCGCGGCUCUCUGCCCGGCCGCCCUUCUCGGUGGGCUCCUCUCCGGCCCCCGGCCUGGCCGGGCUCUGCAGCCCCGCGGCCCCGCUGGACACCGAGGCCUCUGAUGUCCUCCGCCGGGCCAAGCAGGACCUGGAGCGCCUGAAGAAGAAGGAGAGGCGGCAGCAGAGGAAGAGCCCGGAGAAGGAGGCGUUUAAGAAGCGGCAGAAACUGCAGCAGGACAAUGGGGAGGAGACGGAUGAGAACGAGGUGGAAGAGGAGGAGGAAGAGCAGGAUGAGAGCGGCUGUGAGGAGGAGGAUGGGCGCGAGGAUGAAGAUGAGGACUCGGGCAGUGAAGAGAGCCUGGUGGACUCAGACUCGGAUGCGGAGGAGAAGGCCGUGAAUUUCCAGGCCGACCUGGCGGAUCUGACCUGUGAGAUUGAGAUCAAGCAGAAGCUGAUUGAUGAGCUGGAGAACAGCCAGAGGCGUUUGCAGACCCUCAAGCACCAGUAUGAGGAGAAGCUGAUCCUACUGCAGAACAAGAUUCGGGACACGCAGCUGGAGCGGGACCGGGUCCUGCAAAACCUCAGCACCAUGGAGUGCUACACAGAGGAGAAAGCCAACAAGAUCAAGGCAGACUAUGAGAAGAGGCUGAAGGAGAUGAACAGGGACCUGCAGAAGCUCCAGGCAGCCCAGAAGGAGCACGCUCGCCUGCUCAAGAACCAGUCCCGCUAUGAGCGCGAGCUGCGGAAGCUGCAGGCAGAAGUGGCUGAGAUGAAGAAGGCAAAGGUGGCUCUGAUGAAGCAGAUGCGGGAGGAGCAGCAGCGGCGGCGGCUGGCGGAGACCAAGAGGAACCGGGAGAUCGCGCAGCUCAAGAAGGAGCAGCGCCGGCAGGAGUUCCAGAUCAGGGCUCUGGAAUCUCAGAAGCGACAGCAGGAAAUUGUGCUGCGGAGGAAAACCCAGGAGGUGUCUGCACUGCGCCGUCUGGCCAAGCCCAUGUCGGAGCGGGUGGCGGGCAGGAUGAGCCAGAAGCCGGCCAUGCUGGACUCGGGCGCAGAGGUCUCGGCCAGCACCACCUCCUCCGAGCCCGAGUCCGGCGCUCGCUCCGUCUCCAGCAUCGUGCGCCAGUGGAACAGGAAAAUCAACAACUUUCUGGGAGACCCCUCGUCCUCCAUUAAUGGGGCUCGGCCUGCCAGGAAGAAGUUCCCCAAGAAGGGGACAAGCCAGACCUUCAGCAAAGCCGCCCGCCUCAAGUGGCAGUCCCUGGAGCGGCGCAUCUUCGACAUUGUCAUGCAGAGAAUGACCAUCAUCAACCUAGAGGCAGACAUGGAGAGGCUCAUCAAGAAACGUGAGGAGCUGUCACUGCUGCAGGAGGCGUUGCUGGGCAAGCGGGCAAAGCUGCAGGCAGAGAGCCCCAAGGAGCAGAAGGGUCUGCAAGAGCUGAACGAGGAGAUUGAGGUGCUGGGGGCCAACAUUGACUAUAUCAAUGACAGCAUUUCAGACUGCCAGGCCACCAUCAUGCAGAUUGAGGAGACCAAGGAGGAGCUGGACUCCACAGACACCUCGGUGGUGAUCAGCUCCUGCUCCCUGGCCGAAGCCCGGCUGCUGCUGGACAACUUCCUGAAAGCCUCCAUCGACAAGGGGCUGCAGGUGGCCCAGAAGGAGGCCCAGAUCCGCCUGCUGGAGGGGCGCCUGCGGCAGUCGGACGUGGCCAGCUCCUCGCAGAACCACGCUCUGCUGGACGCCCUGCGCGAGAAGGCAGAGUCACACCCCGAGCUGCAGGCCCUCAUCCACAACGUCCAGCAAGAGAAUGGCUACACCAGCACGGACGAGGAAGUCUCAGAGUUCAGCCUGGCCUCAGAUGGGAGCAUCUCCCAGUCCUUCACCAUGAAGGGCUCAGCAAGCCAGGAUGAUUUCAAAUUCAAGGGAGAGCCCAAGCUUUCGGGGCAGAUGAAGGCGGUGUCAGCCGAGUGUCUGGGACCCACGCUGGACGUCUCCACCAAGAACAUCACCAAGUCCUUGGCAUCCCUCAUGGAGAUCAAAGAGGACAGGAUUGGCUUCUCCAUCCGAGACCCCUACUACAAGGAGAAGGUGUCACGCACCAUCAGCCUGCCCACGCGAGGAAGCACCUUUCCCAGGCAGUCCCGGGGCUCGGACACUUCUCCUCUGACAAGGAGGAAAUCCUAUGACCGUGGGCAGCCUGCCAGGCCUGCAGACAUUGGCUUCACACCACCCUCGUCCCCACCCACCCGUCCGCGCAAUGACCGCAACGUCUUCUCCCGUCUCACGAGCACCCAGAGCCAGGGAUCUGCCUUGGACAAGUCUGAUGACAGCGAUUCCUCUGUCUCGGAGGUGCUGAGGGGCAUCAUCAACCCGGUGGGUGGCACCAAGAAUGCCAGGACAGCCCCGCUGCAGUGUGUCUCGGUGGCAGAGGGACACACCAAGCCUGUGCUCUGCCUGGAUGCCACCGAUGAGCUGCUCUUCACUGGCUCCAAAGACCGGAGCUGCAAAAUGUGGAACCUGGUGACAGGCCAGGAAAUCGCUUCUCUCAAGGGUCACCCCAACAAUGUGGUUUCCAUCAAGUACUGCAGCCACACGGGGCUGGUGUUCACCGUGUCCACGUCGUACAUCAAAGUGUGGGACAUCCGCGACUCGGCCCGCUGCAUCCGCACCCUCACGUCUUCUGGGCAGGUGAUGUCUGGGGAUGCGUGUGCUGGGACCACCACCCGCACUGUCACCAGCGUGCAGGGGGAGCACCAGAUCAACCAGAUCGCCCUCAACCCCUCGGGCACCGCGCUCUACGCCGCUGCCGGCAACUCCGUCCGCGUCUGGGAGCUGAGCAGGCUGCAGCCCGUGGGGAAGCUGAGUGGCCACAUCGGGCCUGUGAUGUGUCUGACAGUGAACCAGACGGCGAGCAACCACGACCUGGUGGUCACAGGCUCCAAAGAUCACUACGUCAAGGUAUUUGAGAUCACAGAGGGCAUGGUGGGCAAUAUUGGCCCCACUCACAACUUCGAGCCCCCUCACUACGACGGCAUUGAGUGCCUGGCCAUCCAGGGAGAUGUCCUCUUCAGCGGCUCCAGGGACAACGGCAUAAAGAAGUGGGAUCUGGAGCAGCAGGAACUUAUCCAGCAAAUCCCCAAUGCCCACAAAGACUGGGUCUGUGCCCUGGCCUUCAUCCCCGGGCGCCCCAUGGUGCUGAGCGCCUGCCGAGGCGGCGUCAUCAAGGUGUGGAACGUGGACACCUUCACCCCAGUCGGGGAGAUCAAGGGGCAUGACAGCCCCAUCAACGCCAUCUGCACCAACUCCAAGCACAUCUUCACUGCCUCCAGCGACUGCCGGGUAAAGUUAUGGAAUUACGUGCCUGGGCUCACCCCUUGCCUUCCACGACGCGUCCUUGCCAUAAAGGGCCGUGCUACUAGUCUGCCUUGACCCUCCUGCUCUUUGACUCUCUUGCUCAUAUGCUCUUCUUCCGUCUCUCCUUCCCUUUUCCCUCCAUCUCUCCCUCCCUGUCCCUCUCACUGUUGCUUUUGCUCCUCUCUCUCCCCCACCACCUUCUUUUUCUCUGGUCUGAGCUGCUUCUUCACGGUAUGAAACUAUUCUGAGUUUUUCCCCACUUGAUAAGUCUUUGUUAGAAUGGACUCGCCCCCUUGUCCCAGUCAUACCCCUGCCUUGGUUUCACUUGCUUUUUGGUUUUCUUUUCCUCACCAAGCACCCACAUCUACUUUGGCAACUCUGUGGGAAGCCAUGGCCUGCCCAUGCCUUUGCAUGGAUAGUGGGUUGGGAAUCAGCAGCCACCCCCAAAUCAGCUCCAGGAGCAAAGCAGCUCCCUGGGAAUCACUGCUGGGCCCCAGCUGGAGCUCAUUCGAGGUGGGAAGGAGUCCUGGAGUGGGGUCAGCCCUAGAGGUCACCAUUUCCCUUUGUCCCCAGCUGCUGCCAGUGGGGUGAGCUGGAGGCUGAGCCCCACUGGGCCUGCCUUCUCCCCAAAGUGCAUCAGACAAGCUCCUGCCAGGGGAAAAGGGCCUGGAAGCUCGGGGGGCUGCAU